AAGAUAUGUCUUCCAUUCAAAAGUCAGCGUCUCCAUUGUAUCGAAUGUACUGCCUUCACUUUUUCUCUCUCUAUAUAUCUAUCUCAAACGCACUCAUUUGUCCUCUUAGAAACAGUGCCGUCUUUGCAAGCAAGCAAGAUAUUAAUCUUCCUGCCUUCACUUCUUCUCUCUAUAUAUAUAUCUAUCUCAAACCCACUCAUUUGUCCUCUUAGCAGCUGUGCUGUCUUUGAAAGCAAGCAAGGUAUUAAUCUUCCUGCCUUCACUUCCUUCUCUAUAUAUAUCUGUCUCAAACGCACUCAUUUGUCCUCUUAGAAACAGUACUGUCUUUGCAGUAUUAAUCUUCCUUGUUUCACCCUUGGUUUGAGAGGAGGAUAAGUAGGGUUUGGCGGUCUGUGAGUGAGGCUGCUGCUUUGGAUUAAAGAAGCACUUUGUAGGGUUGGGUUGCUGGAGACAUGCGUGACUAUAUCUGGCAAAGGAUGGAGAAUGACCAAGGAGAGCUUGCCGACGUAGUCCGCGCCGGUGGGUGGGUCGGAGCUUCGAGUACUGCCUUCCCGGCCAGCGACUGGCAGCUCCCUUCAGAGCCCGUGGUCUUCCCACCCGCAUCGAUCAAGGACUCGAGUAGCGACUUGGGCGAUCCUUUCAUGAAACUUUGCGACCCCCUCAUCGACGAAUUAUCCGGCAUCGAGUUCUUCAAGAGCAGAGAAACAAUGGCAGGGCAGGUCAAGAUGGUCAUCAAGGAGAGGGACUGCGGUGAUGGUGGUGGAUUCAUAUCUCAGAAGUUGCUAAUGGGUGGGGGGAUUAAGAAGCCUUUUGAUAUCACCUCGCCAGAAGGAGACAAGUCUUCUCCUCUCUCUCCGGUAAUGGCUGGGGAGAUGAUGAAGGUAAGUAGUGGUGCAGUAGGAUGCUUGGGAGACGAUGGUGGUGGAGGACAACAGAUCUCAUCCUCGCUCGAGCAAGGUGUCAAACGGAGGAAGAAGGAAGCGAAGAAGGUAGUAUGUAUUCCAGCUCCUGCAGCAGCAGCAUGUGGUAGGCCUGGUGGAGAGGCUGUGCCUUGUGAUCUAUGGGCUUGGAGAAAGUAUGGCCAAAAACCAAUCAAGGGAUCUCCUCAUCCUAGGGGCUAUUACAGAUGUAGCAGUUCCAAAGGAUGCUCGGCGAGGAAACAGGUAGAGCGUAGCCGAACCGAUCCCGAUAUGUUGGUAAUCACAUACACAUAUGAACACAACCACCCAUGGCCUACGCAGCGUAAUGCGCUUGCUGGCUUCACAAGAUCUCAGACAUCAAAGAACUGCUCUACUCGCAAUCUAAAGGAAGAGCCUAAGGAAACAACAAGAUGCAGUGCUGCUUCAGUGAAACAAGAGGUUAAAGAGGUAGUCGACAAGGCCAAUGAUCAAGCAUUCUAUAGAAGCCGCGAGCCCCUCAUCUCGGAACAAUACCACCCCGACAACUUCUUCACAGAUAUGUCGGUGUUGGAGGCCGACACAGUGAAUCUCAUCUUCUCAAAGGAGCUUACCGAAACAAAGCCAGAGGAGAAUGGAAACAAGGCCUUGGAUCCAUUCAACAUGUUCUAUUAGGCAUGCAGGAAGAUCGAUGAUACAUUGGCACAACAUAUACAUUAGCUAGUAGGCAAGCUAGAGAUCGUGCUUUUAGGUUACAUGUCGAAGUUUGAAUCAAGAUGGGGGUGGGGGAGGAGCGAAGGGUGUGCUCGUGAUAUGUUGUCUGUGGAUGAGUUGGGAGAAGGGCCUGGAAGAUCCACGGCAUUUGGAAUAAUGGAGGACAGUACGUACAAUGACUGCAAAAGCCUUUGCAGGGCAGUUAAGAGGUGUAGGCUGAGCUUUUCUUUUGCUACUGUUUCCUCCUUGUUUCAAUGUGGCGAAGAAGGAGUGCUUGGCAGUGUGGUCAGAGUUUUAGUAAGAUUCAUGGACAAAGGAAGCAACAAAGAUGAGUAGGAGGAGCUCAAACAUACAUACAAAAUGAUGAGCAGGCAUUAGGUCUUGGAAGGAACAAGUCAGUAUCAUUCAUUCUCUCUUUUGCUCCUUAGCUUUCUUUCUUCACCUGUACAUAGCUUGCAACUUCUCAAUGCUGAAGUCAUAUUACUUCCAAGGUCAAGAAGGCAUUCAGAUUGUUCCUGAAGAUGUUUCCAAACCAUAGUUCAAAGCCUCAAUGUGCUUUUCUUUUCUGUUUUUUACUUUGUGUGUGUAUGACAGUGUGUGUGUGUGUGUGAGAGAGAGAGAGAGAGAGAGAGAGAGAGAGAGUCUGUGAGUGUGAGAUUACAUCCACAUUGUUAAUGUGUGCAUGUUUGAUAAAGAUCAAGAUCGAGUUGUUGGAAUGUAAUGAUGCUCAAUCA
Molecule: messenger RNA, 2344 nt
Organism: Musa acuminata AAA Group (dessert banana)
Lineage: Eukaryota; Viridiplantae; Streptophyta; Magnoliopsida; Zingiberales; Musaceae
Product: probable WRKY transcription factor 14
Exons: 3
Coding region: 453-1571 (372 amino acids)
Biological process (GO): regulation of DNA-templated transcription
Cellular component (GO): nucleus
Molecular function (GO): DNA-binding transcription factor activity; transcription cis-regulatory region binding
Source: RefSeq, a predicted model, not a curated record